AUGAACCCUGCACACAUCCUGAAACCAAAAGAUGAUGACGAUGUCAAGAGCGCCAUUCAAUGGGCCACUAAGAACAAGGUCGCCAUUGCUAUCAAGAGUGGUGGCCACCAAUACAGUGGCGCAUCCUCUUGUGGAGGCAAGAAUGUGCAACUUGAUCUAAGCGACACAUACAAGGAUAUGAAGAUCAUCGAAAAUCCUACCAUUGAUGUACCUAAUGAUAGGGUCCUUGUGUUUGCUGGUGUAAGCAACCAGCUGCAGGACUUCAAUGCCUAUCUCACCAACCUCGGACUAUUCCUCCCUACUGGGCAGUGCGCCUAUGUUUGUCUUGGAGGGCAUGGCCAGACAGGCGGUUAUGGCCAACUUGGUCGCAGCUUUGGGCUUCUUGGUGACCAUAUCACUGAGAUACGAAUGAUUGACCAUGCAGGCCAAGUGUUGCACAUCAACCAGCACAGCCACACUGAGCUCUUCUAUGCUAUACGUGGCGGAAGCCCAGGCAAUUUUGGUGUGAUCACACAUUACACCAUCAUGGCGUUCAAGGCUGAGAGCUACAUGGGAAUCGAGAACACGAUCAAAACUCCCAAAGGGCCAAAGCAAUUCAAGGGACCGCAUGGAGUGAAAGCCUUUUGGCUUUACAAUGAGAAGACUCUUACCUCUCUUUUGAAAAUUGUUGCAGAUAUGUCUGACAAGGGCACCGCACCGCGAGGGUUUGACCUUUGUGUCAAUGUUUUGAGCCAGGACUUUGACAUCACCAAACUAUUUCCAUCAUUCAAGAAUGAUGAAGUUUGGCGAGGCCUUCAAGAUUUGGUGGCAAGCUUUUUCCCUCCCACUAUUCGCGCCCUCUUAGAGGGCAAACUGCCUCCUACCAUUGUACUCUAUGCUCAAUGGUGCCCAGUUGAAGGCCAACAGAAGUAUGACGAAAGCGUGGAUGCGUGGUUCCAGCAAUUUCGGGCUUUGGAUAAUCUGGAUCUUGGCUGUGUUCACUUUGAUGAGUUCAAUGCGGACAUGGCUAAGAUGACCGGCCACUGGCUGUUCCCCCAACGAAGAGAGUUCCCCCGUCCAUACAUCAAGCGUACCUACGCCACCAACUCGAAAACUCUCGGCAAAGAUGGCUGGGUUGAUGGUCUGGUUCAGCGUCUGAAGCUGAUCUGCGAUCCGUAUGAAAAGCUCGACGACGCCAACAAGAAACCCGUACCCAAUGCCCUUUACGACAAUUGUAAGCUCUCAGCCCAGAUUCAGUGCUUUGGAGGAGAGAAUUCGCUCUUCUACAAGAAUCGGGAUAAUGGGACUGCUUAUAGCUGGAGAGACUCAACCGUCCUUCAAACUGUCGACUGUUGGUACCUUCAGGAAGAUAAAGAAAACCCCAAGCUAUCAAAGGAUUCAAAGGAUCUGGCAAACAAAUGGCAGAGUGAGAAUGAUGCUGCAAUGAUUGGCAAAUCAAGCUAUUUCAGCAAGACUGACAGGCGUGUUCUCUGGGGCUCAUGGGGUGAUUGGGAUAUGGGAAAGCCUGAAGUUUGGAAGACCUAUUAUGAAGAUGAGGACAAGUACCAGAGACUGGGUAAGGCAAGACUGGCAGCUGAUCCGAAUGGAACCUUUACUGCCAACCCAUUUGCGGUUGCACGCCAAAACUGA
Messenger RNA from Fusarium coffeatum, 1629 nucleotides. RefSeq lists its product as uncharacterized. Gene Ontology annotation, molecular function: FAD binding; oxidoreductase activity. Bases 1 to 1629 code for a protein of 542 amino acids. The transcript has a single exon. The record is from RefSeq and is a predicted model, not a curated record. NCBI's taxonomy places the organism in Eukaryota, Fungi, Ascomycota, Sordariomycetes, Hypocreales, Nectriaceae.